Messenger RNA from Laccaria bicolor S238N-H82, 522 nucleotides. RefSeq lists its product as uncharacterized. The transcript is spliced from 5 exons. The record is from RefSeq and is a predicted model, not a curated record. NCBI's taxonomy places the organism in Eukaryota, Fungi, Basidiomycota, Agaricomycetes, Agaricales, Hydnangiaceae. Bases 1 to 522 code for a protein of 173 amino acids.
AUGCCGAUGUCGAUGAAUUUUGAGUCGACUUCGAAUCUCUCGGGUUCAUGGUGUUUGAUUGGCCCGACAUUUGACUUGGGAGUGGGUGUUGGAGGGGAUGAGGUGGCGGAGAGGGUUUCCGAUAGUAUUAGGAUGGCUGCUGAGAACGCUUACGCAAUGGAAACGAGAGGCAAGUCGAGGGUUGGGAGUUGUCCUUUGAACCCGUUUGACGCUGUUCUUCUUGACCACGAUAGAUACACGGGGGACCUGUUACGUCGUUUAAACACGACUGACUCGCCGACGUUUUAUGACCAUGGGCCCUCGCCUCCUCGACAAGUGCUUGACCUUGGAUGUGGACAAGGACACUGGGUCGUUGAAGCUGCUAUAAAAUGGAGCAGAUACGGGACCAAGGUGACUGGGUUCGACAAGGGUCAAAUUGAGUUUAUUCGGGGGAAUGUCCUGAAACAACUGCCCUUCGACUCCAACACCUUCGACUUGAUAAGAAUGUCAUGCCUCACACUUUGCAUACCCACAGUCUCAUGA